GGCGGUCUAUUAUUUUGUUCGUUCUUCGUUUAUUCACAGCAAUCGAUUUGUGUGUGUUUCAAUUUCUAAUAGCUUCACAAUGGCAUCGUCUGGAUCAGCCGACGAAGAUUUCCAGUCUCGCGUUGCGAAGAUCUUCGGAUCUCUACCCUUCUCUCGUCCUUCGUCUUCCAAGUUUUCCACGUCGUCUUCUGCUCCGGCGUCGCGGCAGCAAUCGGGGUCGGUGUGGACUCUCUCCGACACAGAGGUAGAGAAGCGGGAGUGGAAGCGAGAUUCGUACGAUAGAGACGAGAUUCCUUGUGCUUCAUCCUUUGACGAGCUCUUAAAACAGCAGAAGCCUUCCGAGGAUGAUCUCAAAGAUAUUGAUUGCGGCGAGGAUUUUGAUGGUGUGUGGAGUAUCAGAGCCUCCAUGGGCCUUGAUCGCACUCUCGAUGACGAGGCAGAGGAAGAUGAGUAUGAUAAAGUUGCACUAGGGGAAGAGAAUGACGGUGAAGGCUGUGGGCGGAUUCGGGAUCCUCGUGCUAACUAUGUUGCUGCAAGAAUUAGGCUGAAGGAAGAUGAAAUUGAGGCUAACAAGUUUAAUACUUCUGCAAGUCAACCUUCGGAAAGCAAAGAGCCACACGCAGAAGAAUCAUCCGAAGCUAUGCCGCGAAAACCUAUACUCAAAAGGAAGGAGAAUAGUUCAGAUUCAGAAGCAAGGACAAGUAAGCGAGUCAGGUUUGAUUCUGUGCCUGAAGAAACAUUGAAGAAGCCUGAAGAUACUUGUUCAGCUUCUGCCUCGUCAAAAAUCGUAUCUCAUCAGGGAAAAAGUGGUGCUCGGGUACCGGAUUACUUGCUAAAUCCUUCGAGUUACACCCGUUACAGCUUUGAUCCAUCUUGUGAAUUGGAUGUGGAGUCCCCAACAGGAGAGUACAUGGACACUCCCAAUGCUGUUGAAGGAUUGAAAAAUCCAGAGUCAGAAUCAUUUCCAAAAGUCUCCUUUAUUCCGCAGAAUAAGACCAAGGACGUAAGUGAAGACAGUAGUAACUGUAAUGAGACGAAGCCUAUCGUAGCUGGAGAGUUGGCAGAAGAAGAGAGACCAAGUGCAACAGAAGAUGGGGAUACUGAAAUACGAGAAUCAGAGAGCUGCACCAGUUUCCAAAGCAAAGGUCGUCAAUAUCGUGCCAAGCUUAGUUUAGAUGAAACAGAUGUCUGAUCUUUCACAUACCAGUUUGGUUGGAAAACGCUACACAGAGAUGAAGUUGGGGUCCAUGAGAUACAAUCAUGUAGCAUCUUUUAGCCGCACAUGUAAGAUAUUUUUAAUUCCUAGACUUCUUUUUUACCCAAUUUAGAGACUGUAUUACAGCGAAUGUAUGGUAACAUAGUAAGAAACUGUUUACCUUUGAGACUGGUUGAUAGUACACGCAGAAGAGAAUCUAAAGCUACCUCAACUUCCUGGAAGCUAUCUUGAUAGAUUCCAGUGAUGUUGCCACAAGUUUUGAUUCAACACUAGUGAAUCGUUUCUGGGAAGAUUCCAGGGUUAAAGAAAGACAUGGUUUUGAGCAAGCAAUUUAUAAUUAUGAGCAGGUGAAAGUCUGUUGAUCUGAGAAAGAAGGAAACACCUCUUCUUAUUUUCUUUUUGAUUCAAUUCAUCAAGUUUAGUAUGACUGCAGAUUAAUCAAAUCAUGGAUUCCAAUUGUUUGCGUUAAAGAUUUUUGCUUAAAGCAAAGCUGUCGUUAAUUGAGCAAUUGCUUAGGGUUGUUCCUUCAGUUCGUGAAUCUGUUUUUACGGGUUUUCAGCUUAUGGUUUCAUCAAAAGACCACUCGUUGUUGCAGUGUUUUUUAAACAUUACACAUGUCUUUCCUGACAGGAGGAGAAAGUUCUAAUCCGAAGACAAGACUGGUGUGAAAAUUUCUGGUUUGUUUUAGAUGAGAUGCAUAUAUGUAUGUAUGAACGAAAACAGAGAAAAAAAAUGGGAGGGACGGACACAAUACUGCUGUUGUUGAGCCUUAAACGGCUUUGACAAGCUGUCUUUUUUCCUUAAUACUGUAUGUGUGCAUAACUCAUAUACCACAUUCAUCAUUUUG
Arabidopsis thaliana (thale cress) is the source of this 2063-nucleotide messenger RNA. RefSeq lists its product as uncharacterized. The record is from RefSeq and is marked reviewed. The transcript is spliced from 2 exons. Lineage: Eukaryota; Viridiplantae; Streptophyta; Magnoliopsida; Brassicales; Brassicaceae. Bases 80 to 1192 code for a protein of 370 amino acids.